UCGUUCUCUCGCCGAGGAGCUGCUGUGAUCGGCCAUAUUGUUUGACUGCGGUGUUUGUUUUGGUGUGCAAAAAAGUGAGAUAGAAGCUCGAAGGACUUGGGAAGUAAUCCGCAGUAACGGAACUGUUGGUGGUAGAGAAAAAAAUAAAUAAACAUCAUCAAAAAAACGUGUAAAAGACAACAAUUUUUUUCGUGCCCAAUUCUGGGUAAAACGUAACGUGGGAAAGAAAACGAGAGAGAGAGGGGAAGUGAGAAAGGAAAGAAUAAUUCUCAAUUGAGAGGGAGAGUGAGAGAACAAAUUGCGAAACGGGGAAAGGGAAGGAAGGAAGGAAGAGAGAAAAAGAAAACGCGUGAGCUCAAAAGUUGUAAUCGCUCGUGCGUGCGUGCUCUGCGUGCGUGCGCCCUCCGUCCUUCUUGAUUGCGCUGCGCGAUCUCGAGCGCCCGAUCUCUCACUCUCUCUCGCUUCCUCGCGCCCAACAGCCCCCUCACUCUCGAAAGCGAGUGACGGUGAGAAAUGGCCUGUGCCACCCUAAAACGAUCUCUGGAGUUCGAUCCGGUUCACAGCCAUGGGCGUCCCAGCAAAAGACGAAGAUGCGUGCCCAUGUGCGUAUCUCCGGGUGCAUCAGCACAAAACACCACUCCCAGACAACAAAAUCCUUCGUCUUUCGGCGAGGUCGCUCACAAAUUGACGCCUGAAAAAAUGGCGGCGAACAUCAGGGAAGAAAUUCGCAGAUUACACAGGCGCAAGCAGUUGCAUUUUAAUCCUCAAGCGAGUAGCGGCGACUCUUCAGAUCCGGAAGGUAGCCCGUCGAGCUCUGCGGCGGCGAGCGCACCAAAUUCUUAUGCCUACAAUCCCACCGCUAAGGAAAAUCCUUUAUUUACAUUCAGACAGGUGGGCUUGAUCUGCGAGCGAAUGCUCAAGGAACAAGAGACACAGAUACGAGAGGAAUAUGAUCAGAUACUCCAUACCAAAUUGUCGGAGCAGUACGACACUUUUGUCAAGUUCACCUAUGAUCAAAUUCAGAAGAGAUUCGAGUCUGCCGCUGCCCCAAGCUAUCUAUCCUAAGCCAGGAUGACAUAACCUCGAUGGAAAGAGAUGUCUUGGACAAAUGUUGGGUAGGUUUUUUCGUCAUUAAUUGUUCGUUUUUCCUGCUUACUUUGCCAUCGAUGGAUAUGCAAAUCGUUAGGGACGAAAGAACGGGGAAGGCAAAAGCAAAUUGUAACGUCGUUUUUUACGAGAUCAACGAAAUCUCUGGAAUAUAUAUUUAUUUGCGAACAUCUACUUUGUAAGUGAGAAAGAAACGGAGAGAAAGAUGAAAAGAAAUUGUGCUUUUUUAAUGUUCGAAGCCGAGGCCAUUGUUUUUUUUUUUUUCUAAGCGCAAAAAUUGGUUGAGCCGAUUAAAUAUUUGCUAUUAACAUUGAAACUAAAGAAAUAACGGGAAAACGAGUAGCUCGGCAACGAAACACGAUUUCAUGUAUUAAAACCGAUGAAAUAAUUAUAAAAACGCGCAAAAAAGCCAGCAAAAUAUUGAAAAUCUCGACGGUUUGCAAAAGAAAAUUGAAAAAAUGAAAAUAAAAAAAAAUUGAUAAACCGAAAAAGAAAGAAAAAUCAACUAACACUAUUUGUACUUUCCGAUGUUUGGAAAAUGUGCUGCUGUUGGAAAAUUAAAAAAAAAAAGUUAAAAAACUUUUUUUCUCGUUGAAUAUUUUCAUAAAUUAAAAUAAAAUAAAAUUCCGGUAGGUCACCCAAUAUUAUGACUUCGUUCUAUCGAACAAGUGUUGAGAAAUUUUCGGGCGCUGAGAUUUCAUACGAGUUCCGUUUGUUUUCAGUCAUAACCAUAUUGAUUGUGCUCUGCUGAGUAAUUCGUAAACCAGUUAUUCUCGAACAUCCUGAACAGGAAGUGACGGACAAUGUUGAACAAUUGCUUCGUGCGAUCAAACGACAAUUAUCGAAUGUCGGUCGAACGUGCGGAAGUUUUAUUGCAAUUUCGACCCUUCCAAAGUUACCUUUGACUCAUUAAUAGAAAAAAUAAAAUAAAACGAGAAAUCUUGAAAAAUAUUUUUGGAGAGAUGAUUUUUUCUGUUUUCCGAUGGCGGCCCGACUUGUCACGGUCCAACCAACUGCUGAGUAACGAGUGUGUGUACAUACGCAUGCACACACACGCACACACUCGACGAGCUCCGACAUUGAGUAGGCGUGCGUGAGUGCGUGUGUGUGCCUGUGUGCCUGUGUGCGUGUGUAUAUAUAUAUAUGUUUCUAUAUAUCCAAAAUAAUACAUUUACCGUGCCUAUUCUUAGCGUAUGUUUAUAUCUUUUAAGUAAAUCGGUACCAUUGUACUAUCCAAUUAUACAUAAGGCGUAAACGUUUAUUUUUAUUUCGUUUUUUUCUCUCCCUCUUCAUUCGUUCGUUUUUCUUUAUUAUCGUUUCCUUUUUUGCAAUCGAUCCUGCCAAUAAUUAUUUUUGCUUCGAACCCGUUUUUUCGUAUGUACAAUUUAUUAAUAUACACUCUAUUCGUGUAUUUGGAAUUAUUUGACGACAUUAAACACGCGCCUGUUUCUCUUUCCAUAAAAAAGUUCUGGACGAAGGACGGAGGGAUGAAAAAACACCAUCACGAGGGUUGCGCGAAAGAAAAAGAGCGAGAGAGAGAGAGACAGACGAACAGACAGAAAGAUCAGUCAAGAUGAAUCUAAUUUUCCGAUCCCCUUAAGCUCAUUUACGCAUCGGAUUCUAGUUUAUAAUUCUUUUUUUAUUAACUUUGUAGUAGUGAAGAAUGUGAGAGAGAGAGAAAGAGAGCGUGAGAAAAAUAUGAGUGAUAAAAAAAAAAAAACACUUUCGUCGAGUUUACGUUCAUAGAGCAACGAUACGUUCUGCUGCCAGAAGAAGAAAGUCAAAAUAAUUCCAUAGUCUUUCUCGAAUUAGUUGGAAUUCUUGUGUUUUUUUUCGCUCAUUGAAAUCUUCGAGUCUCAAUUCGCGAAAGGGGAAAGAGAAAGAAAUGGAAUUAGAAAAGACCGCAAUUGUUUUUCUAGGGAUAUAUAUUUAAGAGGAAUGUACUCUCGACGAAAGGAUUAAUGAGUUAGAGUUGUUAAGGGGCAAAGAGGAGAUGAUUAAUACACGAAGAAACGAAAAAGCUGAAUUGAAAUUCCUUGGAAUGCAGCAGGGGGAUCCGAUUAAAAGGAUCAAAAAUACCUCCAUAUUAUGUAAACACUUAUUAAUGAAAUAAAUAUAAACCUUAAGACUGAAAA
Venturia canescens is the source of this 3242-nucleotide messenger RNA. It is a transcript of the gene akirin, whose product is annotated as akirin. The record is from RefSeq and is a predicted model, not a curated record. The coding region runs from base 514 to 1065 and encodes 183 amino acids. Gene Ontology annotation, molecular function: transcription coregulator activity. Lineage: Eukaryota; Metazoa; Arthropoda; Insecta; Hymenoptera; Ichneumonidae. Gene Ontology annotation, cellular component: nucleus; chromatin. Gene Ontology annotation, biological process: positive regulation of transcription by RNA polymerase II; positive regulation of innate immune response. The transcript has 4 exons.